AUAUAUGACUAAUUGGCAUCUAAAACAUGUUGAAAAAAAAUCUUGGGCACGUAUUUCUAUUCAAAGAAAUAAUAAUUCGUGGCUUGUAAGAGAAAUAAAUUUAGAAUUAGCAGUUUUAGAAAUCCAUUCAACUCUUACGCCUAUAAAUAUAAAAACUAUUAUCGAUAAUCCUAACAAAUUAGCUGGCUAUUAUCCUUAUCAACCUAGUAAAGAUGAUGAAAAUGAUCAAUUGAUUUAUAAAUGGACAGAAUUUGGUAAUGAUUCAUCUUUUGAAAAUAUACAAAAUAAAGGAGUUGAUUAUACUGCAUUCAAAUCGAUGUUUCAACAAUAUAAGUUUGAGAAAAAUAAAUCAUUUCCCUGA
Messenger RNA from Scutellospora calospora, 361 nucleotides. Lineage: Eukaryota; Fungi; Glomeromycota; Glomeromycetes; Diversisporales; Gigasporaceae. The record is from the annotation of a GenBank genome assembly.